CUCCAUAAAAUUACCUUACGAGACCACCCCCAAAAACUGGCCAGGGAUAACUUACCUUGUACCGGUCCUCAACAGAAGAGUGAGUGGUACUGGUCUGAAUGGACCUUAUCAAUGAUAUUGGCUGGUACCCGACAUAUUCAGAGAUAUGCUCCACAAAAGGAAAAGCAUAUUCAGAGUCAUUCAGCUCAAACUAGUAUGAAGACUAUUUCUGAGGAAAUGAGCAAAAACUGGUUAACGUCUUGGGAAUUCCUGUAAGUAGAUAACGUAAUGUGUUCUCUAGGAAAUUACUAUUGUUCCUUACUGAAACUCUGCUGUGAAUCCUACAGCCAGUCAAAGAAGCUCCAUUGUCUCAUAAUCAAAUCCUUAACAGUCCCGGACAUUUUUCUAUACAACAAUCUCACAAGUGUGUACUCAAAAUUCAAUAAUUCAAAUUACGCGCGUCACGUGUUUGAUCAAAUUCCUAACCCAAAUAUCUACUCGUGGAACACCAUUCUCUCCACUUACUCCAAAUCUGGCCAGCUUUAUGAAAUGCAAGAAAUAUUUGAUAGAAUGCGAAGUCCUGAUGCAGUUUCAUGGAAUUCUGUUAUUUCAGGUCAUGCAAAUUAUGGGACGCUAGAGGAUUCAGUGAAUGCUUAUAGGUUGAUGUUAAAAUGUAGCUUUGUCAACUUGAGUCGAAUUACAUUCUCAACAAUGCUGAUCUUGGCUAUAAAACAUGCUUCCGUAACAUUGGGUAUGCAGGUUCAUGGACAUAUUUGGAAAUUUGGCUUUGUAUCAUAUGUAUUUGUAGGUAGUCCUUUAGUGGACUUUUACUCCAAAACUAGGCGAAUCAAUGAUGCAAAGCGUGUGUUUGAUGAACUUUCAGAUAGAAAUUCAGUAGUUUAUAACACAAUGAUAAGUGGGUUCUUUAGGUGUGGAAUGCCUGAAGAUUCCAAACAUUUGUUUCGUAAAAUGCCUGAAACAGAUUCAGUUUCAUGGACAGCUAUGGUUACUGGGCUUACCGAAAACGGAUUAGGGAGUGAAGCAGUUGAUAUUUUUAGAGAGAUGAUAUUGGAACGUUUCAUCAUUGAUCAGUUCACAUUUGGAAGUGUUUUGACUGCUCGUGGGGGUCUUUCGUCCUUAAAGCAAGGAAAGCAGAUCCAUGCUUUUAUAAUUAGGACAGGUUAUAAGGAUAAUAUAUUUGUGGGCAGUGCUCUAGUUGACAUGUAUUCUAAAUGCAGAAGCAUACAUUAUGCAGAAAAUGUUUUCAAGCAAAUGGCUCAUAAAAACAUUGUGUCUUGGACAGCUUUGAUUGUGGGUUAUGGUCAGAAUGGAUUAUCUGAAGAAGCCCUGAGGAUACUCUGCGAGAUGCAAAGGAACGGCAUUUACCCUGAUGAUUAUACUUUAGGAAGUGUGAUUAGUUCUUGUGCUAAUUUAGCAAGUGUAGAAGAAGGGGCAGAAUUUCAUGGUCAAGCUCUGGUUUCAGGUUUGAUUUCUUUUAUUACUGUUUCAAAUGCCCUAAUUACCUUGUAUGGCAAGUGUGGAAGUAUUGAAGGUUCGCACAAGUUAUUCAAUGAAAUGCAUGUCAAGGACGAAGUUUCAUGGGCUGCUUUGGUUUCAGCAUAUGCUCAGUUUGGAAAAGCCAAUGAAUCAAUUGAUUUAUUUGAGCAAAUGCUAGAAAAAGGCAUGAAACCCGACGGUGUUACCUUCAUUGGGGUCCUUUCGGCCUGCAGUAGAGCAGGACUAGUUGAUAAAGGAUAUCAGUAUUUCGAUUCCAUGGUUAAAGUGAAUGGAAUUAAACCAACUCUUGGUCAAUACAGUUGCAUGAUUGAUCUUCUCAGUCGUGCAGGAAAAUUAGAAGAAGCAAAAGAUUUUAUACACAAGAUGCCUUGUAGUCCUGAUUCAAUUGGCUGGUCAACCCUACUUAGCUCGUGCAGAUUUCACAAUAACCUGGAAAUUGGGAAAUGGGCUGCUGAUUGUCUUCUUGAGUUAGUCCCAGAAGACCCCGCCGGUUAUAUCUUGCUCUCUAGCAUUUAUGCGGCCAAUGGUAUGAGGGACGAAGUGUCUGGUUUAAGAAGAGUAAUGAGAGAUAAGGGCUUGAUAAAAACACCUGGUUAUAGUUGGAUCAAGUAUAAGAACAAGGUUCACGAAUUCUCAGCUGAUGAUCGAUCAAACCCGUUUUCAGAUAAGAUAUAUGCUGAACUGGAUAUACUGUAUACUAAAAUGAUCGAUAUUGGUUAUAAACCUGAUACGAACUCUAUCCUCCAUGAUGUUGAAGAAACAGAGAAGAUAAAGAUGCUUAAUCACCACAGUGAGAGGCUCGCAAUCGCGUUUGGAUUGAUCUUUAUACCUUCUGGCUUGCCCAUUCGAGUUACUAAGAAUCUCCGGGUAUGUGGAGACUGUCAUAAUGCAACGAAGUUCAUAUCGAAGAUCGUCCAGCGAGAGAUACUUGUAAGAGAUUCCACCCGGUACCAUUUGUUUAAAGAUGGUACUUGCUCAUGUGGAGAUUUCUGGUAAUGAAGUUGUUGGAACUCCAAACAGGUUGUUAUCUGUUUCUUUUCUUAACCUGAGGUCAUGAGGUGGAAAUUGGAAAGUACUUGAGGAAACAAAGUCUGGUUUCAUUUGGAGUCCUUAAAUGACAAAUCUUACUUGCUGUAUCUAUUCGUGGUUUAUACAGGUUCUAAGAAGUGUCAUUGCCGUCCUGUUUUUGUUGAAUUGGCUUUGGUUUCGUUUUGAUAUUACUACGGUUGCUUGAAUCUACUUUCGCCUUUCAGCUAAAAUGUUUUAUUGAUUUUA
Papaver somniferum (opium poppy) is the source of this 2772-nucleotide messenger RNA. Its product is annotated as putative pentatricopeptide repeat-containing protein At1g68930. Bases 268 to 2493 code for a protein of 741 amino acids. NCBI's taxonomy places the organism in Eukaryota, Viridiplantae, Streptophyta, Magnoliopsida, Ranunculales, Papaveraceae. Gene Ontology annotation, biological process: RNA modification. Gene Ontology annotation, molecular function: zinc ion binding; protein binding; RNA binding. The transcript has a single exon. The record is from RefSeq and is a predicted model, not a curated record.